CUGGAAUCCAGAUAAAGGUGUUUUGAAAUCGGAAUUCUUGUCAAGGGCGCAGUAAUGGACUACACAGCCCUGUCCAGCCAAGAACAUCUACCUCAGUUCUCUGACUCAGCGAUGAACCACAGCAAUGAGGAACCCAACUUCUUCUACGAACUGGGGGGCAGUGAGGGUAGCCCAUCACAUUAUGGAGGAGUAGUAACUUCCCGAGCAGGGGCAGCAUUCCGUCACUCUCCAGUGCUCCAGACAUUCCCAUCUCAUUGGCCGGAAAGCAGCUCAGGAAUUGCUCACAGCUUGGCUGCCUAUGGAAGAAGCCCCAGUGCAUUCCCGCUGUAUACAACAGGGGCUUCCCACUUUGCUCCGCUUCCCUCCUCAACAUUUUACUCUACAGCGCCCUUCCUACUGAGCCCUGUUCCUCCAGCUGAACGUGAUGGGAGCCCCAAAUUCCUGGAGACCCUAAAGACUGAGAGGAUGAGCCCCUUAAGCAAUGACUUUCUGACCCUGGAGCCAAGGAGUCCUGGAAGUCAGGGUUUACCUCCGAUGGGUUACAUAGGAACAAUGCAAAAUUUCAGCAAUAGCAUAUUCCAAGCAUCAGAGGAUCGUGAGUGUGUGAAUUGUGGAGCUACAGUGACCCCACUAUGGAGACGGGAUAUUAGUGGCCAUUAUCUGUGCAAUGCCUGUGGGCUGUAUCAUAAGAUGAAUGGACAGAACCGCCCGCUGAUUCGACCCAAGAAACGACUGAUUGUCAGCAAGAGAGCUGGAACCCAAUGCAGCAACUGCCACACCAGUACCACCACCCUGUGGAGGCGGAAUGCCAAUGGAGACCCAGUGUGCAAUGCCUGUGGGCUGUACUACAAACUGCACAAUGUGAAUCGCCCCCUGGCAAUGAAGAAGGAUGGAAUCCAGACUAGAAACCGCAAAGUGGGCAGCAAGUCCAAAAAGAAGAAACAACAGGUGCAAGAUGGUCUUUAUGAGAAUCACAAGAUGAUGCCAGAGGAGCCGAAUAUGUUCCCAUUUACACCUAUUCUGGUACCUGGUCAGAUACCUCCUUUGGGACACCUGAUGCCUGGCACCUCUCCGCAUCACCUGAUUACUCCUCCCAGAAUCCCUCACUCACCUCCUCCCAUCUCCUACAGGCCGCACCUGCUUUCUGGGGUCACUUCGGCUCUGAGCUAAAAAGAGUAACACAGACUGCGAUCUACUCUCUUUCCAAAAACCUUCUCUUGGCUACAUCCCAGACAGAGUAGCA
Messenger RNA from Nanorana parkeri, 1243 nucleotides. RefSeq names its product GATA binding protein 1 (gene GATA1). Lineage: Eukaryota; Metazoa; Chordata; Amphibia; Anura; Dicroglossidae. The record is from RefSeq and is a predicted model, not a curated record. Gene Ontology annotation, cellular component: nucleus. Bases 55 to 1170 code for a protein of 371 amino acids. Gene Ontology annotation, molecular function: RNA polymerase II cis-regulatory region sequence-specific DNA binding; zinc ion binding; DNA-binding transcription factor activity, RNA polymerase II-specific. The transcript has 6 exons. Gene Ontology annotation, biological process: cell fate commitment; negative regulation of transcription by RNA polymerase II; positive regulation of transcription by RNA polymerase II.